AAAAGCACAUGGAAAUCCUUACUCUGGAAAUAGAACGAACUGAUUAUCAGAGCAAAGAAACUUUGGGCUUCAAAAUGAAAACUGCAGCAAAGAAGUUGGUUGAAGAGGACAUCAGACAAGCUUUUCAAUAUUAGAAAGGGUUUCUUUGGAGCAAUCCGCUCAGGCCAACCAGUGUGGGGAUGAACGCAGCACGUAAAAGAGCUUCAACAAAGGCACGCCUGAGACAAAUGAAGCCUUCUCUCUGCAGUCCAGUUUCAGAACAUACAAGUCCCUCUGAAGAAACUAGAGGUCUUUUCUUCCAUUAUGACAAAUAGAUGAAGUUAUGGUUUCCAUCCUACCUGUCCUGGCAGAUGUAGCUGUGAUUCCGUUCAGUCAGUGCAAUGCUACAGGCUAAUGGAGGUGCCAUCAAGUCUUCCUCCCACCACCAAGAAGCUCUACAUUAGCCACAGCAAAAUUCAACACCUUCAGAUGUCUAGCUUCACCAGAAUGUUGGCUUUAGAAGAUUUUAUUCUGCUGGCCAGUGGAACGGAGUCAGUAGAAAAUGACACUUUCAAAAUGCUGAGUACCUUAAAGACCUUGGAACUCUGGAAAAAUAAGUUAAGAUGCGUCCCCAGUAUUCUCCCAGCCAGUCUUGAAGUGUUAAAACUAAAUGAUAAUUCAAUAGAUGUCCUGCAUGGAUCUGAUUUUGAAGGACUGAAGAAAUUAAAAAUCCUUGAACUUAAAAACAAUCUGAUCUCUUCUCUCUCUCCCAGCUCACUCUCCUCUCUUGUGAGUUUGCAAAGUUUGGUGUUAGAUGGCAACAAUAUUGAAUCCGUAGCUGGACCACUGGCACUCCCUCACCUGAGAAGUAUGAGCAUGGAGAAUAAUAAACUGCAUCUUAUACCAGCUGGCUUCUUUACUUCCCUCCAGUCUCUGCAAUUUCUCAGUUUCAGUGGUAACUUCCUGACUAAGAUUCCCAUCGAUCUGCCCAAGUCUCUGCUCUCUUUAAAAAUGGAGAGAAACCAGCUCAAAGUGGUAAGGUUUCGAGAUAUGAAACACUUGGAGAAUCUUUCCCACCUUUAUCUGUCAGAAAACUCACUCUCCUCCAUCGAUGGGGUACAGAUACUUGCCAAUUUAACUACUCUCGAGUUGUCUCAAAACCAGGUUCCAGUGUUGCCCUUCAGACUACCAGCAAGGCUACAAAAACUAGAUAUUAGCAAUAAUCUGAUUCAGAGAGUUACAGUCCAAGACUUUCAGGACCUCCGAGACUUGAAACACUUAUUUCUGGACAAUAACGUUGUUAGCUUGUUCGAAGCUGGAGCCUUGCAGAUGUGUUCCCAGCUCUCCAACCUGGCCCUGGAGCAGAACCUGCUGUUGUCUAUACCUUUAAGGCUUCCAGGAACCUUAGCCCGGCUGGACCUAAAAGGCAAUGCCAUCCAGGAUAUUGCUGAGAGGGAGCUCAAGGAUCUAAAGCAGCUUCAGGUUCUAAACCUUAGGAACAACAAGAUUUCUGCCCUAGAUCUCAAGGUUUUGGAGGGUUUGCCUCGCCUCAGACAUCUGUAUCUGGAUGGAAAUCCAUGGAAUUGCACCUGCAGUCUCAUAAGAGCGAGGGAGAUCCUGAAGGCCAAGGGCACGGAUGUGAGGGGAGGACAAUGUGCUGCACCAGCUGAACGGCAAGGGGAGAGCUGGAUGUCCUCCAAGAAGAUCAUGAGGCAAUGUGAGCAUCAUUUACAUCUGACCGAGAAAAACAAAGAGUCCAAAAAGAAAUCAAAACCAGAAGAACACUCCAGCCUCAGAAUCAACAUGGAUGAUGAUUAUUAUGAUUAUGAAAUAGAUUAAGUAUGAGCUUGUUUACAGUUUAGAUAAAGUUUUUCUUUUAAAUAGGCUUCAUUUAGAGCUCUUUUAGAUUCAUAGCAAAAUUGAGAGCAAGGUAAAGAGAUUUCCCCAUAUACCUCCUACUUCUGCACAUGCAUGGCCUCCCACAUUGGAAAACCCCCCUUCAGAGUGGGAGAUUUAUUACAAUUGAUGCACCUGCACUGACACAUCAUCGUCACCUAAAGUCCAUAGUUUACACUAGGGUUCACUCUUGGUGUACUUUUGGUGAAGUACAUUCUGGGGAUUUGGACAAAUAUAUGGUGACAUGUAUCUAUCAUUGUAGUAUCACACAGAAUAGUUGCACUGUUUUGAAAAUACUCCACAAAAGUUUUUUAGUGUUCAAUCUCUUAAGCAAAAAUAUACAAUAAAUUUAGAUAUGUAAGACUCUUUUUUUGUAAGUUUUUCUUGUUUCUAUUUUUUUUUAAAGAAUGAAAUGAAAGUUGAGGUGGGGAGGAAAGGAGAAAGAGAUAAUGGUAAAAAGAUGUAAGAUGCCUUCCACUUAAAAAGUAAUUUGUAUUUGAUACUGAAAUCUACACAAAUAAUGCCAAAUAAAAUUGCCAUCUGGUUAGCUUCCUGAAAAUAGAGUUGUUCAUUUUAUCAUGUAAGGUGAUGACUUUUGUGUAUGAAGCUGGUGCCUACAGGCCUACACUACAGGCUUUGGACUCCCACUUAAGCAAGAAAGAAAGUAUUGGAAAGAAUGGGACUUGCUCACAGAAUCAAAGGAAAAGCUGCAGAAUCUGGAAGGAACAGGGUCGGAACUGCUCCAGGGUCCCAGAAAGAACACUGUGUUGGAGAGGCCCUUAGCUUCUUCAACCUUCUCGGUGCAGAAUGAAGAGCCUCCACUAUUAUGUGUUAGCUUCCCUCUUCUCAACAUUCAUAUCAUCAGAAGGAGAGACCAGUUGGCCUAACUUGGGUCAUAUAUUCACCCUUGGCUAAGGGACAAUAGUAUUGUCUGACAGUCUUACCAAGACCAAGGGGAAACCAGAAAAGGAAAUGUAAAUUGGCAUCUUAUAUACUAUGAUGUCCCUGCAAUGACCUUCUUGAAGAGUUGUAUUGUGAGUUACAUUUAAUGUUCCCCGAGCCCACCGAAAUCCCCAAACUCCCUUCCUUUUGAUGAAAUGCGUACCUUUGAGAGUUGCCUUUCUGGGGAUAGAGAUGGGACUAUAGAAUACAUUUUUUCUAUUAAUCUACUUGUAAAUAUGAUCUACUAGCAUGUAAAUCUGAAAUCCCAUCUAAAUUGGCUCCUUUUCUAAUUAGUAAGAUUUAUCUGUUGCAGUAUUUGUUUUACAAAGUUUUCCAACAAAAUGCUCCUAAAGGAAGAGAAAGAGUAGGGAUUGAGCAUAUGAGUAAUAUGCCCACCAGAAGCUUGAGCUUUUUCUACAGUGUCAUGAUUUAAAAUUUUACGCAGAAUUUGUAUUACUUGCUUUGUGUCCACAUUUUCUUCUCCCCAAAUUUUUAUGAAAUUGACAUUCCUGGAAAAGGAGUCCUAUUUUUACAGUGGCUACUAGUACUCCCUGGCACACUGACAGGUAUCUCAACUACCAAAACACAGAAGUACAGAAAUAAGGGAACUUAUACAUGUUUUUUUCUGGUUAUCGUGUGGGUUUCAAC
Canis lupus familiaris (dog) is the source of this 3465-nucleotide messenger RNA. RefSeq names its product nephrocan (gene NEPN). NCBI's taxonomy places the organism in Eukaryota, Metazoa, Chordata, Mammalia, Carnivora, Canidae. Bases 394 to 1818 code for a protein of 474 amino acids. The record is from RefSeq and is a predicted model, not a curated record. The transcript has 5 exons. Gene Ontology annotation, molecular function: protein binding.